CAGUUUCGGCCUGUUCCGCGACCGCUCGGUCAUUUUCGCCUCUUUGUUUUACUGAUAGUGGAUUUAACUCGGAUUCAACCUAACAUCCAACGGACCGUGCUGCUCCCAAACAGGCUUUGAUAAGAGGCUCUUCAUGAUGAGCAGCUAACACUGACUGCCGCACAACCACAGGAAGAGACGUGGCUGCUGCACCACCCACAGUUGACGCAUGGCGGUAUUAGGGAACCCCGACAUGCUGACGAGGAAGAUAAAGCUGUGUCACAUCAACGCCCACAUCACAUGUCGUCUGUGUGAGGGCUACCUGAUUGACGCCACCACCGUCACAGAGUGCUUACACACCUUCUGCAGAAGCUGCCUUGUGAAGUAUCUGGAGGAAAACAACACGUGCCCCACGUGUAGGAUUGUUAUUCAUCAGAGCCAUCCACUGCAGUAUAUCGGCCAUGACAGAACAAUGCAAGACAUUGUCUAUAAGUUGGUACCGGGACUACAAGAGGCGGAGAUAAAGAAACAAAGGGAAUUCUAUCAGAAGUUGGGGAUGGAGGUGCCCGGAGACAUUAAAGGAGAACUUUGCAACAUGAAGACUCAUCUAGAUCAACGCAACGGUGAUGCCAAAUCAGAAGACACAGCCAAUAAGGAGGCAGGAGAGGAGAAACCAGAGGAGGACAACGACUAUCACCGUAGUGACGAGCAGGUCAGCAUCUGCUUGGAGUGCAACAGCAGCAAGCUUCGCGGUCUGAAGCGCAAGUGGAUCCGCUGUUCAGCACAAGCCACGGUCCUCCACCUCAAGAAGUUCAUUGCCAAAAAGCUUAACCUGACAUCAUUUAAUGAGCUGGACAUUUUAUGCAACGAGGAAAUCUUGGGGAAGGACCACACUUUGAAAUUUGUUGUUGUUACAAGAUGGAGAUUUAAGUGUCUUAUAGUGGGUGUGGGGAGCCACAGCCCCGCCUCCCAGGACCUGAAGCAGGCAUGGAGUAGACCCGGACCACAGUCAUCCAAAGACCCAAGACCCAAGAACACCUUAGCCCCCAGCAGGGAUCUGACAGAGCCAGGGGGCUGA
This is a messenger RNA of Neolamprologus brichardi, 1057 nucleotides long. The record is from RefSeq and is a predicted model, not a curated record. NCBI's taxonomy places the organism in Eukaryota, Metazoa, Chordata, Actinopteri, Cichliformes, Cichlidae.